Molecule: messenger RNA, 1742 nt
Organism: Punica granatum (pomegranate)
Lineage: Eukaryota; Viridiplantae; Streptophyta; Magnoliopsida; Myrtales; Lythraceae
Source: RefSeq, a predicted model, not a curated record
AAUCCUUGAGCCCUAAGAGCGAGCCCAACUCGACGAAAACGAGUCCAGCCCGAACCCGUUCACAAAGAGUCUCGUUCGAGAGAGAGAAUGCUGGAGCGACGGAGGGAGGGAUCUGGGGAAGAACAGGGACUUUGUGUGUGCGCGAUUCUCGGCUUGGGCGAAAAUCAACUUAGAGAGCGAGCUCGGGCUGGGGCUGCCGUAGAAGUGGAAGGAAGAAGGAUCGAGAGGACGGUAGGGGCAUGACAGCUUGAGAGUACAGCAAGAGAGGCAGGCAGUGAGCGAGAGUUCGGGGUGGCAGUUCAUCCUGAUCUCGGCAUAGGUGCUGAAGGAUUGAAGGGAAUGGAGUCAAAUGGGAGCUCGAAACUCAGAGUAGCCAUCAUUCAUCCUGAUCUCGGCAUAGGUGGAGCUGAAAGAUUGAUAGUCGAUGCGGCGGUGGAACUGGUGAAGCACGGGCACCAUGUUCAUGUCUUCACAUCACACCUCGAUAAAAAUCGAUGUUUCGAGGAGACCCUUUCAGGCUCCUUCUCGGUCACCGUCUACGGUUCGUUCCUUCCGAGGCACAUAUUCUACCAUCUUCAUGCGGUCUGUGCCUACUUGAGGUGCAUUUUUGUUGCUCUUGGUGUACUCCUCAUGUGGCCCUUGUUUGACGUUAUAUUAGCAGAUCAGGUCUCUGCAGUCAUUCCAAUACUAAAAUGUAAGAAGUCAACCAAGGUUGUCUUUUAUUGCCAUUUUCCCGAUUUAUUGCUUGCUCAACACACAACCUUUCUUAGGAAAACGUACAGGAAGCCAAUAGACUUCGUGGAAGAACUGACCACUGGGAUGGCGGAUCUGAUCCUUGUUAACAGUAAAUUUACGGCAUCAACAUUUGCAAAGACAUUCAAAAAUCUCAAUGCCCGAAGAAUUCGGCCUGCUGUUCUCUAUCCAGCAGUCAAUGUCGAACAGUUUAAUAAGCCACACCCAUCUAAGCUGAAUUUCCUCUCAAUUAAUCGGUACGAAAGGAAAAAGAAUAUAGGGCUAGCAAUUUCAGCCUUUGCGAAGCUCUACACCCUCAAAGAGGACCUUCGGGGUGGUAAUUUGGAAAGUGCCUCCUUGACCAUUGUGGGUGGAUAUGAUAGCCGAUUGCGGGAGAAUGUUGAGUACUUAGAUGAACUUAAGUAUUUAGCCGAGAAGGAAGGAGUUUCUCGAAGGGUCACCUUCAUCACAUCCUGCUCAACAGCCGAAAGAAACACUCUCCUUUCUCAGUGCCUCUGUGUCAUAUAUACACCGACGGAUGAACAUUUCGGCAUUGUUCCUUUGGAAGCAAUGGCUGCAUAUAAACCCGUCAUUGCCUGCAAUAGUGGUGGGCCUGUCGAGACGAUCAAGAAUGGGGUGACGGGAUUUCUCUGCGACCCGACUCCAUUAGAGUUCUCAAGGGCUAUGGCCCAACUCAUUGAUAAUCCUGGAAUGGCAGAGAGAAUGGGCCUAGAAGCCCAAGAGCAUGUAACUGGAUCGUUCUCUACGAAGAUAUUCGGUCAGCAUUUGGACCGGUAUCUUGUUGAUGUCACUCGACAGAAGAUGGACUAAGAGUAGUUUGAUAAUACUGACUCCAGUUUCUAUCCUCUUGUGAAGAAAAUACGUUGUUCAUGUUUUGGAGAAUCGCAUACUCAUCAUAGAUUGAAUGUUUAAAUUGGAUUUUGAUUAGGAUGACCAUGAAAUUGGUGUUUUUGAUCAUCAAACUUUUAUCUAUGGAGACCGUUCAAUUA